Messenger RNA from Diutina rugosa, 303 nucleotides. RefSeq names its product mitochondrial 54S ribosomal protein mL54 (gene MRPL37). The coding region runs from base 1 to 303 and encodes 100 amino acids. The record is from RefSeq and is a predicted model, not a curated record. The transcript has a single exon. Gene Ontology annotation, cellular component: mitochondrial large ribosomal subunit. Gene Ontology annotation, molecular function: structural constituent of ribosome. NCBI's taxonomy places the organism in Eukaryota, Fungi, Ascomycota, Pichiomycetes, Serinales, Debaryomycetaceae.
AUGAGAAGCUGGGUCCGGGCACUCCACGUCUCCCGCACCGUAUUGGCGGCCCCGAAGCCGGCAGCGCUGGUGGUGCUGUCGUGCCCCGCCGGCACCGUGCUCAACCUCAAGAUCAAGAAGCUGGGCGACGAACCGGUGGCCCUUGAAGACGCCGAGUACCCCGAGUGGUUGUGGACGCUUUUGGACAAGCAGAAGAAGGACGCCGACUUGAAGGAGGCCGACAUCAUGAAGUGGAGAAAGCGCCAGUUGCGCAAGGCCAACAUCAAGCGCAUCAACAACAACAACUUCUUGUCGAAGAUGUGA